Melozone crissalis (California towhee) is the source of this 522-nucleotide messenger RNA. It is a transcript of the gene CUNH22orf39, whose product is annotated as chromosome unknown C22orf39 homolog. The record is from RefSeq and is a predicted model, not a curated record. The transcript has 3 exons. Lineage: Eukaryota; Metazoa; Chordata; Aves; Passeriformes; Passerellidae. The coding region runs from base 32 to 352 and encodes 106 amino acids.
AGGCGCGGUGGCCACUGGCGGAGGCGGUAGCAUGGAGGGCACGGGCAGCUCCUGGAGGCCGCCGCGCUCGUGCGAGGAUUACUGGGGGGAGUGGAAGCAUUGCCGCCGGCUGCGCCACGCCUUCCACCACUACUACGCGCACGGGGAGCUGCCGGAGUGCGGCCGCUGGCGGGAGGACUACGAGGCCUGCCGAGCCUGGGAGAGGGACCGCUCCCCCGCCGCGCAGGAAUCUUUGUGCAAGAGUGAAAGAGCUCGAGUUAUGGAAAAACAGAAAUAUGCUCCAGUGUGGAAGCUCAGGAAGAGCCCACCAUCUGACUGGUAUCUACCACUUGACCAUGACAAAUCAAAUUAAGACUGUUUUCUGCAUUUGGUCAGCAACAUAAUACACAAUUCAGAAUUAUGGUUUUUUUUUUUCUUCUGCAUCAUCUUGAAGUUAUUCAGCUGUACCUCUGCCCUACAAUAUUUUAGCACUCACUCAAAAUUUCUGAAAUUUUAUUUAGACACUGGGUAUUUUUAAAAUGA